AUUCUCAAUUGAGUCACACCAGUUCGCUUAUAUCAAACAUGAAACUUAUAAUCAGCUUAGGUUUGUUUGCGCUUUUUGCAUGCGUUUGGGCCGCAUACGAAGAGUUCGAUGGCAUAGACAUCGAAGAAAUUUUGAACAGUCCCCGAUUGGUUGAUAAUUAUAUAAAAUGUGCGAAGACCGGUCAAAAGUGCUCAACGGAUGCGCAAAAGAUGAAAGCAAUCGUACCUGGCGCGUUAAAAUCGAAAUGUCCGGAAUGCUCCGAGGAACAGAAGGCGAAAAUUCAAAGGGUGUUCGAAUGGGUCAUCCAGAAUAGACCUCAGGAUUUUCUCGAAAUUGAGAAGAUUCACGACCCGGAACAUCACUACCGAGCGGACUAUGCCGAUGAAUUGGCCGCCCGUAAUAUUGUACUACCGGCACCUAUCUAAAAAAUUGUAUUACAUGUUUCUUACGAUAACGUAGAUACUAAACUGCUUUAUAAAAAAGACAAUUUAGUUUUCUUGGUAUUGAAAUUAAGCCUCAUUUUGCCAUUUGUAAGAAAAAUUG
Messenger RNA from Photinus pyralis (common eastern firefly), 543 nucleotides. Its product is annotated as putative odorant-binding protein A10. Bases 39 to 425 code for a protein of 128 amino acids. The transcript is spliced from 2 exons. Lineage: Eukaryota; Metazoa; Arthropoda; Insecta; Coleoptera; Lampyridae. The record is from RefSeq and is a predicted model, not a curated record.